AUUUCGAUAAACGUCCGUACGAAUGUAUGGGGCUGUACAUUGGAAGUUGAAAUAAUAACAAGUGAAAAACUCAGAGGGGGUGUACGAAUUCUCCAGUUUAACUGUAUUGCACUAUUGCCCAUUUAGAACAAUAAAGUACCAAAUAGCGCAAUACUAGAUCCAGUGGGCAGUGUUCUCUAAAAAUAAAAUCUGGCAUCAUCACUAUCACAAAUUCAAAAUACAUUUAUGGGCGGGCCCUUCCGUUUCUUUAUUAUCUUUGGACGAAAUUUAUUAAUUUACGCUACCGUUUGAAUUUCUUAACGGCUUAACAGUUAAAAAGUGAUAUCAACAUUUAAAAUUAUUUUGUAUUUUUUGUAAUUUAAUAAUUUAUUUUGACAGAAACUUUUGUAGUGUUACUCGUGUGCUUUCUAUUUUUAUGACAGACUUAAAUUUAUUUUAAUAAUUUACCAUCACUUAUAGUUACCACAAUCCAAGAACAAACCGCCUAUGUAAAAUACAUUUGAAUUUGAACAAGUUAGUAGUCAACAACCUGUUGGAAAGAAUGGGAAGGUGUAUUUAAACUUUAUUGUUUCACUUUCGUCUUUCUCAUCGGACAGUUUUUGUUUUUGGUCACCUUCAAUUAUAUUCUUAAAAUGGCUGUGGUUGAAGAGAAUCCUAAAAAUGAAGUUGUUCAACGUAUAGAAAAAAUAAUGAAAGAAAUUUAUUCCAAACGACCUGCAAAUCAUCAGUGGAAACUAAGCGAUUUUGAAAUUGGAACACCACUUGGUCGAGGAAAAUUUGGUCGUGUAUAUCUUGCUCGGGAAAAAAAUACAGAAUAUAUGGUUGCUUUAAAAAUGAUGUUUAAAUCAGAAUUAGUAAAAGAUCACAUGGAACAUCAAGUUCGACGAGAAAUUGAAAUUCAAACACAUCUCAAUCAUCCCAAUAUUUUAAAAAUGUUGACUUAUUUCUGGAAUGAAAAAACAAUAUGUUUAAUACUGGAAUUUGCCCAAGAAGGUGAAUUAUUUAAAGUACUGAAUUCACAACCACAUAAACGGUUUGAUGAACCAACAGCUGCAUAUUAUUUACGACAAGUAGCUGAUGCUUUAAGAUAUUGUCAUUCACAAAGUGUAAUUCACAGAGAUAUAAAACCAGAAAAUCUCUUAUUGUUUAGUCAUCAUGUUAUUAAGUUGGCAGAUUUUGGAUGGUCUGUCCAUGCACCAUCCAAAUCUCGUAACACCAUGUGUGGUACUAUUGAUUAUUUACCACCAGAGAUGGUUGACUCUCAAACAUACAAUGAAUAUGUUGAUAACUGGUGUUUAGGAGUACUAUGUUAUGAAUUUUUAUGUGGAUCACCACCAUUUGAGAGUUCAGAGCAGGCAGAGACUUUUAGAAAAAUUCGUGCUGUGAUGUAUGGUUUUAAACCUCAUAUGAGUGAGAGCUCUAGACAAUUAAUUUCAAAGCUUUUAGUUAAAGUACCAAAAUCCAGAUUACCACUAACUGAUGUCAUUGGACAUCCUUGGAUUAAAAAAAAUUGUGAAAUAUUCACUAAAAUUAAACUAGAACAAAAGUAAUUUUAUUAAUUAUUCAAUAACAAACUUUCUACAUAGGUAUAAUUGUAUUUUUUUUUUCUCUAUCAAUAUGCCAUUCUUACAAUCAUUUUCGAAUAGUGAUAGUAUUUUAAAACACAAACUAAUAUUAAUUGUAUAUAAUUCAUUAAUGUAUUGAUAACUAUAAUUUAAAUGUUAAUAUGCUUCUAUUGUACAAUUUUUGAAAUGAACGUUAAUUAAUUGCAGUAUUUUUUUUAUAAUUGUGUGUGUUAUUAAGUAAGAAUCUUCAGAAUUUAAAAUGUAGCUUUUAACAUAGUGUAUUAUAUUAUGAUGUAUUAUUAUAAUAAUUAAGCGUUUUAAUUUAUUUAUAUUUUACAAAAAUUGUUUUAUACUCUGUAAUUUAUAUUAAUUAUAACAAUGUAAUAGAUUUUCAUUUCGACCUAUUACGUUUUCAAAAUAUUUGUAAAUUGUAUAUUUGUUUACGUUUUUAUCCGGGAAAACGUUUAAGCAUUCAAAUCAAUAACUACCUAAUUAAGAAAAUGGCAAGAUGUGUGAGCAAUAACAUCACUAUACUAUGCUCUUGAUUUUAGAUACAAGUUAGUAAAUUUGAAUUUCACAUUUUUUAAUAUUACCUACAUACUUUUCCCCAUCUUGAAAGGGAAAUAAUUAAAAAAUAUUCAUAAUAUUCAUUCAAUAAUUGACAUGUUAUAAUAUAUAUUUCAAUCUAAUGUA
Aphis gossypii (cotton aphid) is the source of this 2258-nucleotide messenger RNA. Its product is annotated as aurora kinase C-like. The transcript has 2 exons. Gene Ontology annotation, cellular component: chromosome passenger complex; spindle midzone; spindle microtubule. The record is from RefSeq and is a predicted model, not a curated record. Gene Ontology annotation, biological process: protein phosphorylation; regulation of cytokinesis; mitotic spindle organization. NCBI's taxonomy places the organism in Eukaryota, Metazoa, Arthropoda, Insecta, Hemiptera, Aphididae. Bases 633 to 1550 code for a protein of 305 amino acids. Gene Ontology annotation, molecular function: protein kinase activity; ATP binding.